Molecule: messenger RNA, 828 nt
Organism: Kwoniella shivajii
Lineage: Eukaryota; Fungi; Basidiomycota; Tremellomycetes; Tremellales; Cryptococcaceae
Exons: 2
Coding region: 1-828 (275 amino acids)
Biological process (GO): mitochondrial electron transport, cytochrome c to oxygen
Cellular component (GO): membrane; mitochondrion
Molecular function (GO): cytochrome-c oxidase activity
Source: RefSeq, a predicted model, not a curated record
AUGACAGCACUAUCAAUUCCACGGCCACAAUUCCAAUCUCACCCAUUCCAUAUGGUUGAAUCAUCCCCAUGGCCUAUGCUAACUGGUAACGCAGUUCUAUCUAUGAUGAUCGGUUUCGUACUAUGGGAAAACGGUAUCGAAUACGGAUCAGAACUACUAACACUAGGACUACUAUCUGUAGUAUUCGCAUUCAUUCUAUGGUUCCGAGACAUCACAAUCGAAGGUACAUACCUUGGAGACCACACACUUAUUGUGCAAAAGGGUCUUACAAUGGGUGUAUCACUAUUCAUUUGCGAACUAUUGAAACUACAAAUUAGUGAUAAUAUACAUGACUUCCACUCAUCACUAGCCCCUACAGUUGAACUAGGGUCACAAUGGCCUCCAGCUGGUAUCGAAGCUCUUAACCCAUUUGCUGUACCUCUACUUAACACUAUUCUACUACUUUCAAGUGGUGCUACAGUUACUUACUCACACCACGCACUAAUCUACGGUAACCGAAGCGCAGCUAUUGUAGGUGUAGUACUAACAGUAGUUCUUGCUACAAUCUUCACAGGUCUACAAGGAUUCGAAUACCUAAACGCAGGGUUCACAAUUGGUGAUGGUAUCUACGGUACAUGUUUCUACUUUGCAACUGGUUUCCACGGUAUCCACGUCAUCGUUGGUACAAUCUUUAUCGCAGUAGGUGCAUACCGAAUUUACGCAUACCACCUGACUUCUGACCACCACAUUGGAUUCGAAGCUUCAAUUCUAUAUUGGCACUUUGUUGACGUAGUAUGGCUAUUCCUGUUUGCCGCAGUAUAUAUCUGGGGUUCAGACGGAGUAUUCUAA